AUCGCACACUAAUAUUUUUUAUAUGUGUAUAAUAAUCCCCAUAAGAAUCUCAGGGUGACAUUUCCCGGGUUUGUGGCCCAGGAGCAGAAUUGAUUGGUGAUUGUGGUACAUGGAAAAUUCAGUGAAUCUGAUAAAGGUACCCUGAACAGAAAGUUACCAUGUUUUCAUCUAACAGUCUUAGCAAAGUUCAUUCAAAUCAAGCCAGAUUCAUUCAAGAGAGAAUAUCAGGUGUGGAGAAACACUUUGGCCAGAUCUGCAAUGCUCUCGGUUCUUACACCAGAAAAACAGCCAAGCUGCGAGAUAGAGGAGAUGUACUCUCUAAAACACUCUUGGAUUAUGGCGAAGUGGAAAACCUGAACAAAAGUUUGCGGUCAGCCCUCUGUGAUACAGCAGAUACAUUAGCAGCUGUUCAGGACUACAGAAAUGUGCAAGUAGAGAGACUGGAGACCAGAGUUGUAGGAGAGAUUGCAUUAUAUGGAGGCAUAUGCAAGGCUGCUCGGGAGGAACUGAAGAGAAGCUUUGACACACGUCAGCAGGAAAUCAAUCAUCGACGAGACCUGGAAAAAACCAAGAACCGCCGCCCUCAAAAUAGACAGCAGAUUGUAAUUGCCGAGACAAAACAUCAGAAGGCUACUGCAGAAGCAAAACGGGCUUGUCAAAACCUUGAAGAACAAAUGGACCAGUUUGAACAAAAAAAAGUAGCCGACUUAAAGAAGGUGCUCAGAGAAUUUGUUCAGACUGAACUGGCCUUCCAUGCAAAGGCACUGGAACUAUAUACCAAGGCAUAUAAUCAGAUUUCCAAUAUUGAAGAGGAGGAGGAUCUUGAAGCAUUCCGUAACGCACGAGAUGUCUUUGAUGCGGAAUUUCGUAAUGCUUUAAAAGGCAAUGCUGCUGCUAGAGCUGAAGUUGUUGGAGCAGGACAGGGCUCGUCACUUUCUCCUGUCAUCAACAGCGUAAAAGGGAAGAAAAAGGAAUCACAUAGAAAGCGGGACAUGAAUAAAUCCAUAGAAAAACUGCAAAUUGAGGAUUAUGAGGAAAUCAAUGAAAGCACAUCUAGUGAGGAUGAUUGAUGGAAUUCACAUCUAAUUUAAUUACCAAUAAAAUGUUUUAGUUCAUUAUUUAUAUAGUGUACUUGUAAUAAAUUAAUAAAGUUUUGUUAUAUUUUGUUUAAUCUGUGAAUUUAUGGUAUGUACUCUACAAAUUACAGUAUAUUGACUGCCAAGAUUUCAACCAACAUUUUAAAGGCUACACAGCUCUGUGAGCUUAUUAUACAAGCACAUUAUUAUGGUUAAUAUUAUAAAAUGUCAUAUUUUUGAAAGUUUAUAAGGAUCUGUUAUUUUAGCAAAAUGAACGUUGUUUUAAUGUAAUGUUUUGCUGUGGCGAAAAGGUUAACAUUUCGUCAAAUCUGUUUCAUCCGUCCAUUUUAUACAAUUGUAAGAUUUUUACUGUUGUUAUGAGACAUAUGUGAUAGAUGAGAUAUGAAACUAGAAUAUGGUACAGUAUUGCAUAUUGCUUACCAUUUAUGAUGACAGAAAUUUAAGUGAUGCAGUGUUGUACACAACUUAAAAUAUAUAAUACAAAAAUACAUAUCCAUAUAUAUAUAUUUAUUUAUUUAUUUAUUUGUUUUCUUUAGGACCAGAAAAUCCCCUUCUUGAAGUGUAUAAUAUGGCAAUAUUAUUGGGAAAUUUCCUAUCUCUUGAACCAAUAGUAUAACCAAUCAAGAGAAUGCUUUCCGACCAAUUUCCCUUACAAGCUGCCUUUGUAAAACAUUGGAGAGAAUGGUCCUAAAUCAUCUCCUUCAUUUAAUAAAAACCAUGCUAUCCCCCCAGAUAUAUAACUACAUGCAUGGAAGGAGUGUGCAUCAUUGCAACACCUCAUUUCUUACCAUUCACGCUGACAAGUCAUAUAUCACCUUCCUAGAUCUUGUCUGCUUUUGAUAUUGCAAACCCACAUGUUAAUUUGAGUGACCUUGUAAGAAUGAAUAUUGGUGGUGAUCAUAAUUUCAUGCAAGAAGAGCCACACAUCUAUGGAUCAUACAAUAAAAUAAGCAGACUCCUAGAUGUUACUAAUGCUUGGCUUAGGGCUAUAAGUAUUCCUGGAAAUUUUCAUUACCUGCUGAUGUAGACUUGAUCAAAUGUAAAGUGUAUCAAAAAAAUUAUUCCCACACCCUCUGUCACUGUGUGAUGGAAUGCAAAAAGAUACAUGAAUUCAGAGACAAUUCUAUAAAUGUUCAAGAUUUGUGUAAAUAUUUCAUUCAAAAAGAUCUGGUACUAAAUUUUAGCCAAAUAUUCCCUUUUUGCUAACUGUAAUUAGUAACUAAGUGAUUGUAACUUAUCCAUCGUUGCCCACUAGAUGGGAAGGGAGGGGAGUUAGCAGGAUAAACAUAUCAAUUGUGACUAGCUCUCCACAUGUGUUAGUUGCUUAAUUUAGAAACUGUACUUGUGGUCGGUCUUGAGCCCAUUGUUGAUGUGACGAGGUGCAUUGAAUUUGUAAUUAGCACAUCAAAACUGUAAUUAGCUUAACUAAAUGAAUGUUAGGGUUCAGUCCCUGAGCCCAUUAUGUGCCUCUGUAACCAUUUCCACUACUGCCUUCAGGAUGGGUAUGGGGUGCAUAAUAACUAACUAAUCUAGUCGACUACUUUGUUGGAUCAGAGGUUACUUAUCAACAGAAAGUAAUCUGUAUUAUUCCAGGGGCAUAGGAUUGUAACAAGAGACUUUGAACUAGGCUUCCCCUAAGCUUUACCUUAUUUAAUAUCUUAAUAAACAUGCUGUUGAACUCUGUGUUGAGAAAACUCAAUGUGCACAUCAUUAGUUAUGCUGAUGAUAUAAUGAUACACACCACUGGGUAUGCUAACACACAGAAAACACUUUUAACUCUUUAUUAGACUCGUGUCAGGAUACAAGUUUGGUCAUCUCAGCAGAGAAGCCAAACAUACUAAAUUGGCAUCCACCCAGGCAGGGAGGAGCUGUUUGCAAAGAUGCAAUUGUAUGAUGGCUCCCUGCUUGACUAUGUAAACAGAUUAAAAUACAGUACCUUUGCCUUGAGGUUCCAUUGUAUAGUCCUAUUGUAAUGAGACUGUCAUCAUUACAGCAGAGACAGCCCAUUGUUGAUGUGCAUUAAAUUUUGUAAUUAGUUCAUCUUAACUGUAACUUGCUUAGCAAAUGGAAUUUUAGGAUUCAGUCCAUGAGCCCAUUGUGUGCCUCUGUAACUCUUUCCACUACUGCCCACAGGAUGAGUAUGGGGUGCAUAAUAAAUGAAUUAAACUAA
Molecule: messenger RNA, 3267 nt
Organism: Procambarus clarkii (red swamp crayfish)
Lineage: Eukaryota; Metazoa; Arthropoda; Malacostraca; Decapoda; Cambaridae
Product: CBY1 interacting BAR domain containing protein Fam92
Biological process (GO): cilium assembly
Cellular component (GO): ciliary basal body; ciliary transition zone
Source: RefSeq, a predicted model, not a curated record